Molecule: messenger RNA, 210 nt
Organism: Pongo pygmaeus (Bornean orangutan)
Lineage: Eukaryota; Metazoa; Chordata; Mammalia; Primates; Hominidae
Gene: HMHB1
Product: histocompatibility minor HB-1
Exons: 3
Coding region: 1-210 (69 amino acids)
Source: RefSeq, a predicted model, not a curated record
AUGGAGGGACCAUACAACAUAGUGGAGGUGGAAGAAGAAAUAGAAUUAGUUAUAAUCCAGUAUCAUUGCUCGGAGAAACCAGAACUGGAGGAGCAGCCAGAAUGCAGAGAAGAAAAAAGAGGCUCUCUGCAUGUUUGGAAGUCUGAAUUGGUUGAAGUUGAAGAUGAUGUGUCUCUGAGGCACAGCUCUUCCCUGACUUAUAGGCCUUGA